UUCCCUCGCGAAAACAUUCUCUUCCUCCUCACUGCUCCUCGUUUACUCGCAUUUUUUCUCCAUUGCUCCUCAGCGAUGUCUCCUACAAUCAAAAUGAUAGAUAUAGCCGUUAACUUCACAGAUCAAAUGUUCAAAGGGAUCUACAAUGGUCGACAGUGCCACGCGGCAGACAUCCCCGCUGUUCUCGCUAGGGCGUGGAGCGUGGGAGUUGAUCGAAUCAUUGUCACUGGGGGAUCGCUCCAAGAAUCGAGAGAGGCCCUUGAGAUUGCCGAAACAGAUGGACGAUUGUUUUGUACUGUUGGGGUGCAUCCGACAAGAUGCAAGGAGUUUGAAGACAGCGGUGAUCCAGAAGGACAUUUUCAGGCACUGGUGUCGUUGGCUAAGGAGGGAAUUCAGAAGGGAAAGGUGGUGGCAGUUGGUGAAUGUGGACUGGACUAUGACAGGCUUCAAUUUUGUCCUCCUGAGAUACAAAGAAAGUAUUUUGAAAAGCAAUUUGAAUUAGCGGAAGCUCUGAAACUACCUAUGUUUCUCCACAUGCGUGCUGCUGCUGAAGACUUCUGCAACAUUUUAACUUCGCAAAAAGACAGGUUCACUUUUGGAGUUGCUCAUUCAUUUACUGGAAGUGCAGAAGAUCGUGACAAACUCCUAUCAUUUGAUAAUCUUUUUAUAGGCAUCAACGGUUGCUCUUUGAAGACGACCGAGAAUCUUGAAGUUCUUAGAGGCAUUCCAAUUGAAAGGAUGAUGAUAGAGACUGACUCGCCAUACUGUGACAUUAGGAAUACUCAUGCUGGUAUGCAAUUUGUGAAAUCAGUUUGGCCUUCUAAGAAGAAAGAGAAGUAUGAUCCUGAUUCGACUGUUAAAGGGCGCAACGAGCCCUGUUCUGUUAAGCAAGUCCUUGAGGUGGUGGCCGGAUGUAAAGGAAUUCAUGAUAUUCAUCAGCUGAGCAAAACUCUAUACAAUAAUACCUGCAGGAUUUUCUUCCCUCAUGAUUUAGAUGCGGCAGCAGAUGCUAUUCUUGAAAAAGGCAUCGGAAGCCAGUGACUAAAGUUUGAUUCAUUUAUCGAAGCAAUGUGCAAAGCAGCCUUUGCAAUGUGAUAAUCUGCUGCUAAAAUUUUAGACAGAAGUACCUAAUUUCCUGUUGACAUUAUGUGGUGCCUUCUUCCUUGAUUUCAAAGCAAACGAAACCUUCCACCUUCCCAGCAGAACAGAUAUUGGUACUGGCCAGGCUUUUUUCCAUGCUAGACUCUGCGAAUCGAGGCGUAUUAUCUGUUUAGUCUAUUUUCCUCUUUUCAAAUCACGGGCUAAAAAUAUGCUGUAAUGCGUGGGGAAAUUUCUUGGAAUAACCUAUUGCUCGAUAUUUGUAUAUCUUUUAUGUAUUUAAUUUUAGCAAAGUCGAGAUCCGUUCCUUGUUAGAUUGAAAGCAGCAAAAUACAAGGUAGAUCUGUAAGCUUCAUCA
Asparagus officinalis (garden asparagus) is the source of this 1456-nucleotide messenger RNA. RefSeq names its product putative deoxyribonuclease TATDN1. Lineage: Eukaryota; Viridiplantae; Streptophyta; Magnoliopsida; Asparagales; Asparagaceae. The transcript has 12 exons. Gene Ontology annotation, molecular function: 3'-5'-DNA exonuclease activity. Gene Ontology annotation, cellular component: cytosol. The coding region runs from base 76 to 1041 and encodes 321 amino acids. The record is from RefSeq and is a predicted model, not a curated record.